Messenger RNA from Cuscuta campestris, 1106 nucleotides. The record is from the annotation of a GenBank genome assembly. Lineage: Eukaryota; Viridiplantae; Streptophyta; Magnoliopsida; Solanales; Convolvulaceae.
CUAAAACGCAAUUAACAAAACCAAGCCACAAUCCCUCACCCUCUCUCAAAGCCUCAAGACUCUCAACUAUGGCGGAGAACGGGAAUAACACUGUUUAUAUUGGUAAUUUGGAUGAGAGGGUAAAUGACAGGGUGCUGUAUGAUAUUCUCAUUCAAGCUGGUCCUGUGGUUGACUUGCAUGUUCCUCGUGAUAGGGAAUCUAAUAAGCCAAAAGGCUUUGCUUUUGCUAUCUAUGAGACUGAGGAGACCGCAGAGUAUGCCGUCAAACUCUUCUCUGGUCUGGUGACAUUGUGCAACAAAACACUGAAAUUUGCAAUUUCAGGUAAAGAUAAGCCGCCAAUGAAUUCAUCAAUGGAAACCCCUAAUGCAUUAAGUUCUUCUAUUAGGCAAAGGACACACUCUCUAUCACCAUAUGAUCCUGAAAUUUCUCAACAUUCUCCAAGAUCAUCUGCAUCAUGUCGGCUCUCAGAGUACCAAACAAAUUCCCCAAAAGUUCCCCCUGGUGUACUAUUACACCAUCGUAAUGGCCUUAGAUCACCUAAUGAUGGAUAUAGGUCUCAUUAUGAUGGCAACACGUAUGAUUACAGUCGGCGAGUAUUUGGGGCUGCUUUGGAUAGUUUUACCCCUUCUAGGUUGGGUCGUUAUGAUGCUCGUAAUUCAAACAAUUACUAUUCACCUUACUGAUUGACCUUAAGAUUUGGUAAAAGAUCAGCCCUGACAUAUCCUGUACCAAGUAAUUGUAAUUUAUGCUGAAUUUAGGGGAUCUUAGUCUCAAAGGGAUGCAUUUAGCUUUUGCUGCUCUGACUGUUGUGUAUUUGAAGGUGUUGUCUGAUUUGGGAUUCAUUGUUUUGUAGCCCCUUGGAAGAUUAUGUUGUUUGUGUAAUAUUUAUACAUUUGAAACUUGUGAUCUUUUGAAGAACCAUAUUUUGUUGUGUUUUUUUGUUUCUCGAAAAAGCCCCUAUAGACUCAACUGCACAUGUGGUGAUGACAUUGUUGCCUAAUUUGCUUAUGCUUCCGAUGCUUGAUUUGAGGUUUUGGACUCUGACAUCUCGAAAUAUUUUGAAUUGGCUGAUUCUGAAUGGAACGAGAUAAAGUUGGACAAUGUAU